Molecule: messenger RNA, 8430 nt
Organism: Podarcis lilfordi (Lilford's wall lizard)
Lineage: Eukaryota; Metazoa; Chordata; Lepidosauria; Squamata; Lacertidae
Source: the annotation of a GenBank genome assembly
AUGGGGAAAGUCAACAACAACAACAAUGGCAGGAGAUACUCCUCAGAGAUUGGGAUGGGAACAAGGAAAGAGAAGACUGCGGAGGCUGUCUUUGGCUCUAUGAAAAAUGUUAAUGUCCAGCCAACUGUUUUCCUUACAGCAUCAGGGAACACAGCACCUCGCUUCGACAUGAACAGAACCUUCUACUUGCCGGAGGACACACCUAUAGGUGAGUAAAGGGAAGAAUCCUCAUCUGGAAUGCAGGAAGUAAAGGGAAAUGAUAACACUUGUGAGAAUGGUGGAAAGAGAAGUCCUUGGGUUUCCCUUUGCCUUACCUGCUCCUUGGCUUGGAUGGGAAGAUGAGAGAUGGAUCCUUGGAUCCUUUUUACUGGGGAAGCUAUCAGGUAUGGCGCUUGGAAGUAGUCCUGGAUCUACUACUGUCACUAGAGGCACAUGGGGCCUCCAUAGCAAAGAGUGCUUUUUACCAGCUUAGGUUGGUAACCUAGCUGCACCCCUUGGUGGAUAUAGAUAACCUGGCAUCACCAUCACCAAUCUAUGCUCUGCCGCUCUCCCUCUUAGACUGAAGCAAUGUGUUAUAUAUACCCUUAGAAAUGGUCUGGAAAGCCCAGCUAGUACAGAACAUGGUAGUGAGGUUGCUAAUAUAGCCUGACUCAGAGGUGCUGAUUUCAACUAAUAAAAGCAUUACUUUGGGACCUAAGUACCUGAAGGAACACUUCUUCUCAUAUGAAUCUACCUGGGCUUGAAGAUCCUCUAUGGAGGUCUAGGUGUUUGCUGUCUUUUCUUUGCUGGUAGUUUAAGAUGGUUCAUUGGGAUUAUUAUCCUCUGAAUGGGGAUCCUGUGGUUAUUUGGUCUGUCUAGAGUGGGACUUCAUGCUUGGUGUCUGCUUCAUGAUGCUGAUUACAUGAAGCCAGAUGGGUGGGAAAUAAAUAAAUAAAUUAUUAUUAUUAUUAUUAUUAUUAUUAUUACCCAUGGCAUUGUCUGUUUUUGUUUCGAUUGCAAAUUUUCUAGAGGUGUCCUGCGUUAGGUGACACAAAAUUUCAAUAAUAACAAAUAAUUCAAAUAUCCAGGCCAACGAAUAGGAAGGGAAGAGGAGUGAAGGAAGCUAGAAAACAUUCUGUUACUGGUUCUCCUUUGAAAGGUGUGUCUCUACAGGGAUGACGGAUCAGAGAAAAGAGGUGGUUGUUGUAAUGAUGUCAUUCCGACCUGGGUGGUCUAGCAAAUCCUCCUGCCUAACUCUCUCUACUUCUGGUACUCCUUUCUCAUUGCAGAUGCCUUUGUUUUAAGGCUGGUGGCUGUGGAUGAUGAAGGGGAUGUUUUGACCUAUAGCAUAAGCGGCAGCGACGCCCACUACUUCAAUCUUGACAGUAGAUCAGGCAAUGUGACGUUGAAGCAAAGAGUGAAUUAUGAGGUAAGAAUGGGGCCAAGCAAAGGAAGAAAUUCAACAGGGAGAGACAGAGCAAGCAGGGAAAGCCAGUGAAUUUCCCCCCAUCUGAACAUUUUGCAAAUGAGCUCUUGUAAAUGUUGCAUAGGUGUCAGUUGAUGGUUGUUUACUGGAAGAAGGGCAUGAACAUAUAUCACUGGUUCUGGCCUGACCAAACUGGAUGCUGAUUUUGUUUCCACGCACAAUUCGGAGUGCUGGCUUUGACCCCUAAAGCUUCAUAUGGCUGAGGAGGACCACUAUACCUAAAAGACCACCUUUCCCCAUAUGACUCUGUCUUGACAGUGUUUCAACACCAUCCAAAUACUUUUUUUUUUAAUGGGCAUUUGGGCAGCACCAAUGCUAUGAUACUGUAUUGUUAAAUUUGUUUUUUUAUAUGAAUUUAUUUUGUUUGUUCGUUUGUUUGUUGGAAAUUGGGAACUCUUUUAAUGGGAAGUGAUUCAUCAGUUUAAUAAACCUUAAUCUUAACCUUCCUGUAGACCACAGAAACUGUUUGUUGUACAACAACUGCUGCUUGUUUUUCUACUACUUUCAUCAGGCAUAGGCAAACUUGGUCCUCCAGAUGCUUUGGGACUACAACUCCCAUCAUCCCUAGCUAACAGGACCAGUGGUCAGGGAUGAUGGGAAUUGUAGUCUCAAAACAUCUGGAGGGCUGAGUUUGCCUAUGCCUGACUUAUAUGUCCCAGCAGUUUCCCCUCCCCUCCUGUACGAAUGCUAUGACACGUUCUGUAACCUCCCAGCAGGUCUGAUUGGGCAGAAAAAGGGAUAAUAGGGAAGGUAUCCCAUCAAGCAUAGAUUUGGGGAUAAGACAGACAGAUACUGACAUGCAUGCAUGAGUCUUUAAUAUGACCAUACCCAGAGUAUAAGGCAAGGCUUCUUCAGCUGCUUCACCAUUAGGUCAAGGAAAGCACCUGUAUCGUCCAUGGAACUAAAUUGCCUUAAACAUUGUCUGCAGAGGGAGCACUCCACUGUGAUGGGCAGGUCAAGCUUGCAAUUAAUGGCAGUGAUUUUAUUCACCAGGUGGACCCCGUGCUUCAAGAAUUCCCUGCCUCUUUCAGGCAUGUAAGAAAGGAGGUAUAUUAAUAGGAAAGGUGGUGUCGAUAUCAUGCCUCUUUUCCAAUCUGCUUCUGCUUUGCAUUUUCCCUUCUAGGACACAACAAUUAUGUUUCUGGAUGCCCAAGUGACAGAUGGGAAAAGUGUGCCGGUAAGUGAAGAAACAUGCCGGGGAAAGAUAACACUGGUUUUAAGCAAGGAGCAGAGAUCCAUCAGGGGAGACUGCCUGUGGAAUGGGAUAUGGAAGGUGCCUGCUGUCCCAGUUCUCAGGUGAUGGUGGUGGUGAGGAGGAACAACCGCUGGACUAAACUGGGACUCACCAAGCAGCUUUCACUAAACCAAUGUCUGCUGAGGUCUCAUGUGCUUACUUACAAAUGUAGGGAAAGCUCAGCACAACCCUGUGUCAGGUGACCAGAAGCAAAGGGGAACAGGACUCUUGUACCUUCAAUAGUUGUGUAGAAGAGAUGAGCUUGUCUCCAUGAUGAGCGGUCCCUGAUGAAGCUGCCUCUUCUACCCUACUAUAGAAGGCUCAGGAGUCCCUGUCCUUCUUUGCAUCUGGUAACCUUUUCCCUAAAGCUCAGGUUUCCUCCAUCCUUGUAUGGAGUUCUUGGGUGCUGAAGCCCCUCUACCUUGUCUCUUCACAUUACUGUCUUUUUUCUUCCUUCAACAGGUCGAAAUGGGAAUCACAAUCAUUGUAGAAGACCGGAACAACAAUAAGCCAAUAUUCCAGAAUGAACCCUAUUUUACUGAUGUCCCAGAGGUACCUUUGGCCACCUGAGCUCAUGCCCAGACUUCUUUUCUUUGUGGUCCAUGGCAUUCCACAGCUGGCGGAAGACAGUGGAAGCAAUGCAAAUAUCCCAUCCGUUUUAUAAUUUAAGGAACCUGUCCUAUCAGGGUGGAUUUGCAGGGCAGCCCUCUCUGUGGUCAUAAGGACAAUUCACAAAGUGGCUCACUGCAACUGCAUGCACCUAGUGGCACUUGGGAAACUACUUGGGAGGAGCAACUUCCCACCCAGUGUGGUUAAUUUCAGCUGACCACAAUCGUACUAUUACCGCUUCCUAGGCCAGCAUGCAUGUACCAAACUAAGGGAUCUGUAUUUGUUUGGGUUAUCCCUGUUUUAAGCAAGUGGGGUUCCAGGAACUUCCAGGAACUGAAGUGCCAAUAACUCAUCUGAUGGAAACGUCCACAGCAAAGGAGUUAAACUAAGGGAUAAGGCAGAGGCGUUUGCUUUCCCCAAUAUUUAGGCUUGAUCAGAUUCCUCUGUGAAUCAAAGCCACAGUGCUCUAGCUCCUGCAUAAUGUUUGGUACUUUCACUAGUUCCUUCAUCAAGUAGACUACAAGCAAACAAACUACUGAAGGUACCCAGUCUUGCCAGUAGUGUCAAUAGUAUUGUGUGACCAACUGAGACACCUCUCUGGUCAGGACAACCUAAGAAUCGGGGAACCACUGCAAUUUGUGCCUAUAUGGAAACAGGAGCCACAAUCCUAGUACACAAGCACCAAUUUAUCUAAACAGAUUGGUCUGAUGCUCUCUCUUUCAGAAUACAGCAAUUGGCUCCUCAAUCUACACAGUCUUAGCUGUGGACAUGGACAGUGGAAACUCUGGACGGGUAUCCUAUUCAAUUGAGGAAGUGAGUGUCACAUUGUAAAUACAGAUGUAAGGUAAAAGGAACUGCUCUACUCUACAAAGAAUGAGCUGCCCCAGUGCUUUCUAGUCAGCCUAACAACAACAUCUCCCCAGAGGCUCAGACAGAAAUAUUUUUCGCAGCCAGUUGCCUGAGAUCAGUUGAAACCUGGGAUUUUAUACAUGCAGAUACACUUACCUCAUUUCUCUGUCCUGCUUGUCCUCUCUGGUAAGCAUCUGGUUGGCAACUGUGGGGAACAGGAUGCUGGAUUUGUACAGGUCUAUAAUCUGACGCAGCAGGACUCUCCUUAUGUAAUGGCUAAAUGACAACUAAACAUGUUGAUUCCAGGGAAGGAGUCCUCCUUUCUGAGCAGGGUGAGGUAUCCCACCUCAGGCAGCAGAUUUAGGCUGCCAUUAGAAGGCAUCAAGUUUAAAAUUUAUUGAGGUUCCUCCUACAUUUUUACCAUCCCUGGAGAGAACCAUUUGGAUGGUCUUCCUUGUGCCUUCUGCUGAGUGUUCUUCCAACCACUCUGAGGAUUUUUGUGUGUGUUGAAGUUGUGUGGUGUAAAUGUACCAAAUAAAUAAAUAAAACCGUCACCACCUGAUCUUUAACACUUGCAGGGAUUUGCCACGAGGGGGAGGGUCCUGUGGGGGAGGGUCUGCUGUUUUGCUCUGGGAAAAGCUCCCCCCUUUUUUGUUCUCUCACACCUCACAUUUUUAUACCGCAUGCGCCGUACACAGGUCAACCCAAACGAUGCAGAGAAUCACGACCUCUUCUACAUCCACUACAAUGGCACGGUGUUCCUGAAUGGUUCAUUGAGCUACAAUAACAAGAGCACUUUCUACCGAAUCAAGAUCUUUGCCAGGGUGAGGCUCAGAUUGUGACAUGUUGGGAAGAAAAAGGGAGGCGUGGGGAGGGCAAACAUCACCUUCUCUCUGUGGAGCAUUUAUCAGAAAAGGAGAAAGGCAGCUAGAUACCAUGGGCAGAGCAGCCAGGCCCUACCAUUAGGCAGAAUGAAGUGUCUGCCUCAGGUGGCAGAUGCUAGUAGGUGACGAGUGGCAACAAAGUGUUGGAGGUUUGUGGAGGACACAGAGCCAUCACCAGCGCUGAAGUAAGGAAGGUUCAGCUGGCAGUCCAGUGGGCAGGUUGUGGGAUGCUGGUGGUGGCAGGAAUCUUGUCCUUCACCUCAGGCAGAAAAAGUGACAGGCCAGUCUUGGCCAAUUUAUAUUUGUGGAGGCCCCAUUAGCUGCUGGUUUUCAAGGCUUUGGGGAUAUGAUUCCCCCUUUGAAAGCAUACUUGGAGCCAAUUCUUUUGUCAUUCCAGUGCCAAGUAAAGGCUUACCUGUGGGUCAAGGCAUUUUUUGUAUGUUAGUGCAGUUCCAGCUUUUCAGAUGCAUGUGAAAAACAUAUCUUUUUGGUCUGGUACUCCCCAUUUGUUAAUGCUUGGUAAUAUUGUGCAGUAUUUUGAUAUUUUUAGAUGGUGAUAUUUGCAUAUACAUUGUCUAUCUUUGUCAUAACUCCAUAACUCCAGCAGUCCUGCUCUGAGUAAAACUUAAUUGAAACCCACCCAACAAUUUGGCUAAAAUUGGGAGGUGCUUUUCUGUUAUUUCUUUCAUAAUCUAAGCACCAGUUGAUCCAAAACCAGAUUUUCAAGCAAUGAAGAAAGAUUACUAAGCUGUGAACAAACACUUCUGCAUCAGCAUGUGCUUUCCUCAGUAUCUUCCACCCCCUUCCUUUGGUUGCUCUCCUUUUAAGAUGCAUUAGAAGACUUGGAUAUUUGUAGUACUGGUAGCAGUAGAAACAAUUACAUUUAAAGAUGUUGGAAGCAAAUAAGAGUGUCUACCAGACAAGGGUGUUGUUUCUUUACUGUGCAAUGAGCAGGAAGGGUUUACUAGGGACAAAACAGUAUGUAUUGCUGCAGAGAAGGGAUACAUUUUGGGUAGGUAGAGAGAACAGAGUUUAAGUGAUCAUUCUAUCUGUGUGUCUCUCCCUCUCCUUCUCUAGGAUAAUGGGGGAUUAUUGCAUGGCCAGUUCAUCUAUCAGAACAACACAGCCUAUCUGUCUGUGACAGUUGUUGAUGUGGCUGACCUGGACCCUGUAUUCCUGGGAGCACCAUACUCAGGCUCCGUACCAGAGAACUGCCCUCUGGUAAGGGAUGUCUUCAGCUUUCUAGUGUCCUCCUGACCCUCAAGUGAUAAAAUCCUGCAGCUUCUGACAUGGCUCUCUUUUGACAUGAAAAAAUUGGAGCCUUUUGGAGUUUCCCAUCAAAUUGUACCUUGUUGCAUCUGUCUGUCUGUGUCGGUCUAGGACAAGCAUAUGAGUGUGGUAAAUAUGUGGGCUUAACCUUAGCACUUCAAGAGGAAACCGUGUCCUUCAUGGCAGCAGUUCUCAACAAAGCAGCUUUGAAAAUUGGCCAGAGCAAGAAUGAAAGGAACAUGGCAUCAAGUGUGGAGUGAACACAGGUCACGUUUGCAACUCACUCAGGGACCAGACUAAGGCAGCUGGGCUGCCUCUCCCAGCCUUUGGAGGGCAGAGCAGUGUGUGUGUGUGUGUGUGUGUGUGUGUGUGUGUGUGUCCCAGAGGCUGCCCUGCACCCUUAUAAGCCAGCCUGCUACAUUCAGGUGCAAUGGAGGAUGCUGCUGCAUGACCAGUGUUGAAGCUGAGUUGAAAUGCCAGCCUAGUUGGUUUCUGUCCAUAGAACUGGGUGGAAGUUGUGGUGGUGGCAUCUUGUCCUUUGCUUUAGCCAGGCAUAGGCAAACUCGGCGCUCCAGAUGUUUUGGGACUACAACUCCCAUCAUCCCUGACCACUGGCCCUGUUAGCUAGGGAUGAUGUGAGUUGUAGUCCCAAAACAUCUGGAGGGCCGAGUUUGCCUAUGCCUGCUUUAGGCAAAUGCCUUAAGGGGACCUUGAGUUCUUUUGGGGUUGUGAGUUGCCAAGCACUUGAAGUUGGCAAGCAGGAACUUCAUACCCAUCUAACAUGUCUCCGAUGAAAAUAGGGACGUCCCAUUCCAUAAUGAUCAUUUUACUAUUUAUACCCCACACAUCUUACUGGGUUGCCCCAGCCACUCUGAACAGCUUCCAACACAUCUAAAAACAUAAUAAAUCAUUCAACAUUUAAAAAAACCUUCGCUAUCUGGGAUUGCCUUCAGACAACUCGGUGGUUGGAUAACUCCAUACCCUCCAACAUUUCUCCAAUGAAAAUAAGGACAUCCUAAGGAAAUACAGUACGGGACAUUCCGAGAUCAAAUCAGAAACCAGAACGGCUUCUCUAAAUCAGAGAUGUCCCUGGAAAAUAGGGACACUUGGGAAGUCUGGAACUUAGGAACACAGAAAGCUGCCUUAUACUGAGUCAGACCCACUGGUCCAUCUAGCUCAGUAUUGUCUGCACUGACUGGCAGCAACUCUCCAGGCUUUCAGACAGAUGAGUCUCUCUCAGCCUUACUUGGAGAUAGAGAUAGACAGACAGACAGACAGAUAGAUAGAUAGAGAUAGAUAGAUAGAUAGAGAUAGAUAGAUAGAUAGAUAGAUAGAUGAUAGAUAGAUAGAUAGAUAGAUAGAUAGAUAGAGAUAGAUAGAUAGAUAGAUAGAUAUAGAUAGAUAGAUAGACAGACAGAUAAUAGAUAGAUAGAUAGAUAGAUUUUUUAAACUCUAUUUAUAUGCUGCUGUAAUAUAAAGAUAUAGCACAGCAGUUUACAGCAAUAUAAAAACAUAAAAUCAAGCAAUAAAGUAAUAAAAAGUUAAAAGCAAGUUAAAAGCAAAUAUAAAUUUGAAACAAACAUCAAUAGACCAUUAUGGGGAACGUACUCAUAAUUGCCUGCAUAGGCCUGGUGGAGCAGAAUUUUUUUAGCAAGUGUUUAAAAGUUGGCACAGAAGGUGCCUGCUGAAUCUCUUUUGCCAGGGUGUUCACCAGGCUGAUGAAAUGAAAGGCUCAGUUUGUUGUCAAAGGAGCCUCCCAAACCCAUCAAAUGACCGAAGAUGCUCCUGCAGAUAAUCUCAGCGAUCGCUCUGGAAUAGAAGGGUGCAGGCUAUCCCUGAGGUACCCUGUUCCCAAGUAGUUCCAUACAAGAUGUCGAGGACUGAAUGUGGGGCCUUCUGCUUGCAAGGCAGAUGCUCUGCCACUGAGCUACGGACCUCAAGCCCCCACUCCCUUAGGUGGAGGCCUGUCCUUUUCCUACUCACUGGGGGCUGGUACAAAGCAGGCCCAGCACUCACUGGCCAUUUCCUCAUCCUAGGGCACAUCAGUGGUGAAGGUGCAGGCCAUUGACCAGGACAAGAAUGUGAAUGACAUCAUCGAUUACAGCAUCAUCAGUGAGUGA